CUGUGAGAUGAAUCAAACAGUGUGCUACGAGGUGAUAUGUGGAGAGGAGGGAAAAGACAAGCCAUUCCAGGGAAAAGACGGACUGUGGACCUGUCCGGAGCCGGCCGCUGAGGAAGAGGAAUCCGGUACGAUGACCAGAAAGAGGACCUCUGAAGUGCGUGGUACCGAGGGCCAGGAUUGUGGAGAACAUCAGGCAGGAGACACCUGGUUAUCUGAUGACGGUGAAAAGAACUGCAUCUGUGAGAUGAAUCAAACAGUGUGCUACGAGGUGAUAUGUGGAGAGGUGGGAAAAGACAAGCCAUUCCUGGGAAAAGACGGACUGUGGACCUGUCCGGAGCCGGCCGCUGAGGAAGAGGAAUCCGACUAAAUUCCAAGCUGAGAAGAGCCAGCGCUGUUCAUUGCUUGAAGCGCUCAGCAACUGAUGGAACUUUCCAAUGAGAGUCAACCUGGUGUACCUUACGAGGGUAGUUUAAUUAGGAUUUCGCCUGCCCCCUCCAGGUUAUUAUAGAAGACCUAAAUUUCAAACGUACAGAUAUCCAUAAAUGUCAUAUACUUAUUCUUAUUUUGGAACUUCCGAAAAUUUCAAUCAGGGUCCCCAAUAUACGAGGUGUGUAAAAAAAGGUUUUUAAAGACUAAUUUCAUUGUGACCAGCAGAAAUUAAACACUUAUUACCUAAUGGUAUACAACAAGUUUCGUUAAUUUAUAUAUCAACUACGUCAAAUAAUACCCGGACUUUAUAGAUCAGGCGAAAUAGUUAUUGAAUUGAAAAGCUUUAUAUCUAUCAUCUACUCUUUACCAAUAACUCUAUAGUCUCUAUUCCUUGCACAUAGUUUUAGAAUAUAGACGCCAUUUGCAACGACUAGUUUUCUGUGGCCUACGUCAAAUCUAAGUUGCCUCAACAUAUACUUGCCUUCUUUCCUCCCUCCUUUAUCAAGUAUCGUAAUUGUGAUCUUUUUUGAUCUUCUAAACUAGAGGCUGUUUAUUUGGUGCAUUCAGUGUAUCUGACACUCCAUUUUAAAUUUCUUGCACACUUCUAUACCCUUCUUUAUUAAGUAUCAUAAUGGUCAUCUUUUCUGAUCUUCUAAACUAGAGGCUGUUCAUUUGGUGCCUUCUGUGUAUUUCAUACUCCAUUUUCUUGCACACUACUGUACCCUCCUUUAUCAAGUAUCAUAAUGGGAAUCUUGUCUGGUCUUCUAAACUAGAGGCUGUUCAUUUGGUGCCUUCUGUGUAUUUCAUACUCCAUUUUCUUGCACAGUACUGUACCCUCCUUUAUCAAGUAUCAUAAUGGGAAUCUUGUCU
This is a messenger RNA of Branchiostoma floridae (Florida lancelet), 1299 nucleotides long. RefSeq lists its product as uncharacterized. Lineage: Eukaryota; Metazoa; Chordata; Leptocardii; Amphioxiformes; Branchiostomatidae. The record is from RefSeq and is a predicted model, not a curated record. The transcript has 4 exons. Bases 8 to 367 code for a protein of 119 amino acids.